AUGCUCAAUGCACGAAAUGCUGCUUCCCCCCCCUCCCCCAAUUUUCUUUCUUUCAUUCUAUCUAUCUAUCUAUCUAUCUAUCUAUCUAUCUAUCUAUCUAUCUAUCGCAGAGCUGUUCAUAUCUAUCUAUUUAUCGAUCUAUCUAUCUAUCUUCUUUUCGUUCUAUCUAUCUAUCUAUCUAUCUAUCUAUCUAUCUAUCUAUCUAUCUAUGCUUCUUCUUACUUUAUUUCUUUCUUCAUUCUUUCUUUCAUUCUAUUUAUCUUUCUAUAUAUCCAUCGCAGUCUGCUCGUAAAUAUCUAUCUAUCUAUCUAUCUAUCUAUCUAUCUAUCUAUCUAUCUAUCUAUCUAUCUUCUUUUCGUUCUUUCAUUCUAUCUAUCUAUCUAUCUAUCUAUCUAUCUAUCUAUCUAUCUAUCUAUCUAUCUAUCUUAUUUGUUCCAAUAUCUAUCUAUCUAUCUAUCUAUCUAUCUAUCUAUAUAUAUAUAUAUAUAUAUAUAUAUAUAUAUCAGCCUUUUCCGAUAUAUCCCCAAAUAUGCGAAACAUGUUAAAUUACACCCAACUUAG
This is a messenger RNA of Acanthosepion pharaonis, 561 nucleotides long. Lineage: Eukaryota; Metazoa; Mollusca; Cephalopoda; Sepiida; Sepiidae. The record is from the annotation of a GenBank genome assembly.